UCUUCACCUUUUCAGAAAGCGUUCACAAGAGAACUCCUGCACUUUGCAGCACAGCAGACUCUGUAAGGAGCAAAAAGUUCCUGGGCUUGUGCUCUGCAGGUUUCACGGCACUCAGAAAGCCUCCCAGACAUGUUGCUCGCCUGCCUGGAGCUGCAGGGAACUAAGACUUGGUUGAUUUGUGAGUCAGCGUGUGCGACUGUGAAGGUAAAACAUGAGCUCUCUCCAUUAGCUGGCAUCCGAGAAGUUUGCUGCUUCCUGCAGGGAAGAUGCAGUUCACUCUGUUGUGCAGCUUUGGGUUUUGUUUUAAGGGGAGUUGACCUGUAUCUAGCUUAUACCCAAAUGAGCCCGUGCUAGGGAGGUGAUUGGCUAAUUGAGUCUGUGACUGACACUCAUAAAUGAGUGCACUAGGGGCAGCUCAGUGCUGAUUGGCUGGUGUGUGAGGCUCAGAAACCCUCUCCAACAAGAGCUCUGGCCAUUCUCAGUCCUGCUGCCUUCAGAGUAGGUGCUCCAGGCACAGCCACCAGGCGAGAGGCUGCUUCCUUUGCUCAGUCAUUCAGAGGCAAGUGAAGGAGGGCAGACCUCUGCCUUGCACUGGGUGGGAGGAUUUCCUUGCAGACCUCCAACCCAGGAGGGGAAAGGAAGCAGAAAGCUCCUGGAACUUGAUUUCAUUCAGCUUAAAGGAUGGGCAGAGUCCAGAGUCCAGGAGGCCCCAGCUGGAGCGGAGCUGGGGCUCUGCUGGCCUUGGCGGCCGGACUCUUUGCUUGCAGUCAUGCAAAUGAAUACGACUAUGUGAGUUUCCAGUCCGACAUAGGCUCUUACCAAAGUGGGCGAUUUUACACCAAACCCCCGCAGUGCGUGGCCAUCCCAGCGGACCUGCGCCUCUGCCACAGCGUGGGCUAUGACAAGAUGGUCCUGCCCAACCUGCUGGACCACGAGACCAUGGCCGAGGUGAAGCAGCAGGCCAGCAGCUGGGUGCCCUUGCUCAACAAGAACUGCCACAUUGGCACUCAGGUCUUCCUCUGCUCCCUGUUUGCCCCUGUGUGCCUGGACCGGCCCAUCUAUCCCUGCCGCUGGCUCUGCGAGGCCGUGCGUGACUCCUGCGAGCCCGUCAUGCAGUUCUUUGGCUUCUACUGGCCAGAAAUGCUCAAGUGUGACCAGUUUCCCCAGGACGAUGUCUGCAUUGCGAUGACCACUCCCAAUGCCACAGAGGCUUCCAAGCCCCAAGGAACGGCUGUGUGUCCCCCCUGCGACAACGAGAUGAAGUCAGACGCCAUCAUUGAACACCUGUGUGCCAGUGAAUUCGCUUUCAAGAUGAAAAUAAAGGAAGUGAAAAAGGAGAACGGGGACAAAAAGAUUGUUCCAAAGAAGAAGAAGCCCCUGAAAUUGGGAACAAUCAAGAGAAAAGACCUCAAGAAGCUAGUACUAUAUCUAAAGAAUGGAGCAGACUGCCCUUGCCACCAGCUGGACAACCUCAGCAACCACUUCCUGAUCAUGGGCCGCAAAGUGAAGACCCAGUACCUGCUGAUGGCCAUUCACAAGUGGGAUAAGAAAAACAAAGAGUUCAAAAAGUUCAUGAAGAAAAUGAAGACUCUGGAGUGUCCAACGUUUCAGUCGCUCUUCAAAUGAUCAGGUGGCUAGAGGGACUCCUGCUGGCCCAGAACUUGCACAGCCCUAGGACUCGGGGUUCAAAUGUUGCUCCUUCUGUAGUAGUGGAUGUUGUACCUGAGUCAGUUUUGUUUCUUUGUAUUUUUUUUUUUGAGCUUCCUUUAAAGCUCCACCCCCAGUAUCGGUAUUUCCCUGUAAGCGAAUGUUUGAAAGUGCAACACAUUCAUACAGAACAGUCACUGAGGUCACAAACUAUUUACACCUGUAAUGUCGGAAGUAACCUGUUGCUGUAAUGAUAUGCAAAUCUAUUUAAAUAAGGAACUUGUCAGAUAAAAAGAGCGAAGGCGGGGGGUGAUACUAGAUAAUCCUAUUGAAUUGGUCUAAAGUGAAAUAAUUCUGGGUAAAUUGAUUUUUCUUUAGCUCAGGGGUGUUUAUUCCCUGCAUGGAAUGUUUUCCGCAAUUCUUAGUGCAGGCCAAUUUUGUGAAGUACUGUUCGUGGGGAAAGGCCUUUUAAAGCUAAUGGGGUGGUGGAAUUAGGACAUGAAUGCUGCAGAAAAUCCCACCUUGUAAUCUUAGACCAGUAUUUGCAGUGUCAUCUUUGAUGCAAAACUAAUUCUAGAUAAAGACCUUUAUCAUUAGUUGCUUUUUAAAUUCUGCGGACUUGAAUACCAUAGAUUGAUGAGGACAUGGGGGAAGCAGGUGACAAACCUGGAGCCAUCAGGAAGUGGAACAUUAAGGAAAACACAGGCUCAGUCGGGACUAUAAGAUGUAGAGUUUAUAGCCAUAGAGGUUAUUUUAAAACAACAUACACUUAAGCUGUCUGCAAAGCACUGUGGGACAUGCGGGAAAGCCUGCCAGGUCCACACAAGGAUUAUUUCCAUUGGCAGAGCAGCAGGGACAGAAAAGAGAUUAGUUUUGCGUCAGAGAUGGGGAGAUGCUAAAGGGUUUUAAUGACAUGGGAAUUUUCCCAUGGUCCCUCUGGUUUUAUUGGCCUUCUCUCAUCACUGCCUCAGCCAUAGGAAUGUACUUUAUGCCUCUUGAUGGGCAAAAGCUGAUUGUUUUAAACAAAAUUCUGAUAUUUCAGCAGGAACCAUCAGCUCAAAUAGAAACUCAAUUCAUGUAGAUUUGAACUGACACUCGCCCCCCCCCCCCCCCCCGGGGACCUCUCAGAGUUAGACUGAUUUCUACAAAGUUGAUCUUGAGCCAAAAAGUCCAAGUUCAGACAAUUGGGGCCACAGAACUGAGCAGUAUGUCACUUUUUUCAGUGUUCGAGUACAUUGCAUGAAACAAAAUAUCUGAUCCUUUAAAAUGUUUAGCAGUGUCAAUUAGUUUCCUACACAAAUCCUGUAAGGAAGCCAGUUUAGAAGGAUAAUGCGUUCUUUGCAUUUCUUUCUCCCUCUGUAACUGUUGUGUUCAGGAUGUUAAUUACCUGGUAAAAGUCAGGUCAGUUACACAGUAAGGACCAGCUCUAGCAGACAUUUGUGCCAUUUUGCAGGACCAGGGCGUAAAGAAGUAUCUGAUUCCAGAACAUGGUUGGUUGGCACAAGGUAGGGGUUCUGAAGUCAGUCAGACUGUAUGUCCUGGUUACUGGGAUGGUAUUGCUCUGGGACAGGAGGACUGAGAAAAGUAUCAGCUAUCAAAGUUACACUGUGGAAAAGCAAUUUGUUACUGUAGUUACCUAUUGAAGACCUAGCAUAACUGUAUGCUUCUAGGUACUGAAUCAGUUUGUUUACCAGCUCUCUGAUCUUAUAUUCUAGUCCUUUGAAAAGAGGAUGAGCUAGAUCCUUUUAUCAGAUUUGUGUGUAAUAUUUCAGUCAAGGUUUUUUGGACAUUUUUAUGUAGCUGGAUAGUAAUUUUACUUUCCCCUUUGCCAAACGGUGAACUGUCAGCGAUUCUGAGACUGUAUGGAUCUAGCUUUUAGAUUUGAUUGGUCGUCAAUCAGACUUUUUAGUUCUGUUUUAUGCAUGUGCAGUUUUUGAUAAAAUUAACAGCACCCAAGAAAAUGAGUCCGAUGUAACAUCAGGUUCUUUGUGAGCAGUUAAAGUAUCUUUACAUUUUGUCUUAAUGUAACUGUUUAGAGCGUUAAUUUAGGGAAGUGUGGCAGACUGGGGAAGGGGGAGGGCUUGUUUUUUGUUUGUAAAUAGAGAUUUUGAGAGAGGAAGUGAAAUGUUAAAAGGUUAGUAACAGUUGGAACCGAAAAGAGCUACCUUCUAAGGGCUGUAAAAAUGAACGCAAGGCUUUCGUGUUGUUCCCGAAGGUGACCUGAUUUUUCUGCUUCUACAAACAUUAUUACACCUUUCAAAAAACAAAAAAA
Messenger RNA from Chelonoidis abingdonii (Abingdon island giant tortoise), 3919 nucleotides. RefSeq names its product secreted frizzled related protein 1 (gene SFRP1). The record is from RefSeq and is a predicted model, not a curated record. Gene Ontology annotation, biological process: canonical Wnt signaling pathway; non-canonical Wnt signaling pathway. NCBI's taxonomy places the organism in Eukaryota, Metazoa, Chordata, Testudines, Testudinidae. Gene Ontology annotation, molecular function: Wnt-protein binding.